Molecule: messenger RNA, 4487 nt
Organism: Xiphophorus maculatus (southern platyfish)
Lineage: Eukaryota; Metazoa; Chordata; Actinopteri; Cyprinodontiformes; Poeciliidae
Gene: rap1gapa
Product: rap1 GTPase-activating protein 1-like
Exons: 24
Coding region: 1569-3728 (719 amino acids)
Biological process (GO): activation of GTPase activity; regulation of small GTPase mediated signal transduction
Cellular component (GO): cytoplasm
Molecular function (GO): GTPase activator activity
Source: RefSeq, a predicted model, not a curated record
CUACCAUUUUUACCCUGAUACCCCUAAAUAAAAUCCAGUGUGACCAACUGAUUUCUGGAGUCACUAAGUCAGUAUAAAGCGUCCCGCUGUGUGUAAUUUAAUUUCAGUGAGCUGUAAUCCAUCUGUUCUGAGAAGGAUUUAGAGAUUUGUAAGAGAACAUUAGUGACCAAUCAGCAUCAUGAGGACCAAGGAACACACCAAACAGGUAAAGAUAAACAUGUUGUAAAUAGUUGCUAGGUUACAGAAUAAUAUCAUAAAUCCCAGUCAGGGGAACUGAAACAGUAACUUUGGAGGAGCUGCAGAGAUCAGCAGCUCAAGACGGAUAAUUUUUGAAAAGACGGCUUUCAUCAUGCAAUCUUUCCUUCCUGGAGAAAUGUAAAGAAGUAUAAAAAUAUGUAAUUUGCAAGCAGACACAGCAAAUGUGUGGAGGAAAGUUAACGCAUCACAUCGACCUGAACGUGACAUUCACCAUGAAGCAUUAGUAAAGCAUAUUAGUUGAUUUAAAACAGGGACAGCAUGCAAAAAAUAUUAAAAAAAGAUGGAAAGUUAGUUUCUAUCUGUAGUUCCUGACUAUGUGAGUUAAUAAAACAGUUUUAAGCAAUCAUAAAAGUUCAUUGAAAGUUUCAUCUACCGUAUAUACAAUCACUGUACUGUCAUAAAAUUGCCCAACUUCUGCUCUGGAAGAUUUCUAAUAACACUUUCCUGACAUUACAAAGAAAGUCAUUCAGGUCAGGGGACAGUUUAAGACUUCCUGGGACUUUGUUCCAUUCUCUAAUGCCUUUGAAUGAGAAAACUGUCUGCAAAUGUGGAGCUACCUUUGGGUUUUCUGUAGUCAUUACUGUUGGUGGAGCUGGAGCUCCUGGUUGUGAACUCAGAGCAGAACUGGAAAACGUUUUUCAAUGCUGAAGCAGUGGUAUUACUCAUCAUUUUAAAAUAAGCAGCACUUUAGAAGAACGCAUCUUCAUUAAACACAGAAAGCCUAUUCACAAAACCUACUAGAGGCUGUGGUGGAAGUUCACUUCGUAGCAUUUUGACCCUGACCAAGUAUGUGGAAAUAUUACAGGGUAUCUAUACUAGAUUCUCACCAAUUUAGUCAUCUGUUGCCACAUUUUCCUUUUCUGUGUUGUUAAAUCUUGCUACCCUUUUGUUAGUUGUUAGUUACAACCGUUUAUGACAGCAGAGACGUUGGACUCCACCUCCAGCUGUCAGUCAGGAUGCACAUAGUGUUUAACGAGAGGCGGAUGAUGUGAUCCUGAUUUCAUCCUGUAACUCUCCAAAGAGUUAAAGACUAGCAAAGACCUAACUUCACACUGAGGAUUGCUUAUCUACGUAGAUUUCAGGCUUUGCACUGCAAGCCGGCUGAUGACACAGCGUGUAUCUGCCUGAGGAUCUUGCCUCCGGGUUUUAGUCAUCAGGGAUGUAGCUUUAGUUCAGGAUGCAGUUACCUGUCUGAGUUGGCAGGGAAGCUCAGUAGUCGUGACGAGUUGAAAUCCGACGUUCUAAAGUUAGUGACAGUGAAGUGCUUUGAAGCUGCAGGAUUUUAGUUUUCAGUGAGGCGAACAGAAACGAUGGCGGAAAACCUUCGCAGUCGCCAACAUCAUCCGAUGGUGACAAAGACACACUGGAGGAAACCGAGCAUUACCACAGAUUUAUUUGAAAUGAUUGAAAAGAUGCAGGGCAGCAGGAUGGAUGAGCAGAGAUGCGCCUUUCCUCCACCUCUGAAGACUGAAGAGGAUUACAUUCCAUAUCCAAGUGUUCAUGAGGUGUUGGGAAGAAAAAGCCCCUUUCCUCUCAUCCUGCUGCCACAGUUUGGUGGUUACUGGAUUGAGGGAACCAACCAUGAGCUGAGUGAAGCUGGGGACCCGGAGCAGCACCGACCGCCGUCACCCAGCAGCCGCACUAAACUGGAAUGUAACACAACGGCCACACUGUACAGGAAACACUUCCUGGGCAAGGAGCACUUUAAUUACUAUUCACUGGACAGUUCCCUCGGACAUCUGGUGUUCUCCAUAAAAUAUGAUGAGAUUGGUGACCAGGAACAUCUCCGCCUCAUGCUCAGAACCAAGCUGAAAACCUACCAAGAUGUGAUCCCCAUUUCCUGCCUAACAGAGUUUCCCAACGUGGUCCAAAUGGCCAAGCUGGUCUGUGAGGAAGUCAACGUGGACCGCUUUUACCCUGUCCUCUAUCCAAAAGCUUCAAGACUCAUCGUCACAUUUGACGAACAUGUGAUCAGCAACAACUUCAAAUUUGGGGUCAUCUACCAAAGGUUCGGACAGACGUCAGAAGAGGAGCUGUUUGGCAACAGCGAAGAAAGUCCUGCCUUUGUUGAGUUCCUGGAGUUUCUGGGAGAAAAGAUUGAGCUACAUAAUUUUAAAGGUUUCCGCGGAGGGUUAGAUGUGACUCAUGGGCAGACUGGCACCGAAUCCGUCUACUGCAACUACCGCAACAAAGAGGUCAUGUUCCAUGUGUCCACAAAGCUGCCUUACACAGAGGGGGACACGCAGCAGUUGCAGAGAAAAAGGCACAUAGGCAACGACAUCGUGGCCAUCGUAUUCCAAGAGGAGAAUACUCCCUUUGUGCCGGAUAUGAUCGCCUCCAACUUCCUUCACGCUUACGUCGUGGUCCAGGUGGUCAGCCCCUGCUCUGACAACGUUGUCUACAAGGUUUCAGUCACGGCUCGGGAUGAUGUUCCUUUCUUUGGUCCAGCUCUGCCAAACCCGGCCAUGUUUAAAAAAGGCCCUGAAUUUCACGAGUUUCUGUUUACAAAGCUAAUCAAUGCAGAAUAUGCGUGCUACAAAGCUGAAAAGUUUGCAAAGCUUGAGGAGCGAACACGAUCAGCUUUGCUUGAAACGCUUUAUGAGGAACUCCAUGUGAACAGCCAGGCCAUAAUGGGAGUUGGAGGAGAGGACGACAAGCUGGAAAAUGGGAAUGCAGGAGGAGGGGGAUUUUUUGAAUCCUUUAAGCGGGUGAUUCGCGGUAGGAGCCAGUCAAUGGAUGCCAUGAGUCUAACUUUAAAGAAGCCAUAUGCAGUCUCCAAUAACCUGAGCAGCCACAGUCCUGCAGAGAGCCCUAAAUUCCCUGGGAUAUCAUUGCUUGUCCCAGGCAAAAGUCCCAGUAAAUAUGGACGCCGUGGCAGUGCCAUAGGGAUAGGAACAGUAGAAGAGUCUCUGAUUAUCCCGGGAAAAAGCCCAACAAGGAAGAAGUCAGGUCCUUUCAGCUCCAGGCGAAGCAGCGCCAUUGGGAUUGAAAACAUCCAAGAAGUCCAGGAGAGAAGCAGCAGAGACACAUCUCCAAACACUCAGAAGACUCCUGACAGUGGCCAUGUUUCUCAAGACCCAAAAUCCGACAACUCAGACCAGAGCUCUCCUGAGGUCCUCACAACCACCAAGAACAGCUCCUAUCUCUGUGGCAGGACCCCUUCCAUCCCUGAGGGCAACGACCUCUCUCGUUCCUCGUCCAACGCCAGCAGCUUUGCCAGUGUGGUUGAGGAGAACGAAGCCGAGGCAGCAGAGGACUACGACACAGGCAUGGAGAGUCUGUCAUCAGCCGGGACGCCUCACAAGCGCGACUCCCUCACCUACAGCACCUGGUUGGAGGACAGCAUCAGCUGCACCAGCAGCAACAGUCGUGGCAGCUCUCCAGGGCCUGGUAAAUCUGAUCGAGGGAAAGCCGCCGACAUUCGGAUCAAACUAGAACGAUCACAUGACCAUCAGUCAUCAAACUGUUAGCCCUGCCCACCUGAUUAUAUCCUGAAUCUCCAUCUUCAGCAGUCCCAUAUGUCUCACACCUUUUGAGAACCAUGCAUUUGACAUGACGGGUGAAAAGAAGGAGAACGAUGAUGAAGAUGAGAGAGGACUAUCAGCAUUUGGCUGCUCAGGGAGGACAUGCAUCCAGAAACCCAGAGGACACUAGGAAGGGUUACGCACAAAAAGGGGCCAGAUUUUUUUCCUUCCACUCAUUUCUUUGCCUGUUUCCACAUCCGUUGCCUGGUUGUACUUUUUAUUAUUUUUUUAUUUUCCUGGCCUUUGUUGUAGUUGUAGAAGUGCACAUUUGAUCUGCAAGUGUAAAUGUUUUAUCUGUGAAAAUGUCACUUUUGUUUAGUUGUCUUGUUGAAGUCAUGGCGUUCUGGCUGUAAAACGUACAGACUCUUAGCUGUCAUUGUGAGGAAACCUUCAGACGAAAGAUAAAGACAGUUUAAAGGGCAUUUAUCAUCAUGUUUAAAAUUUCACCUUUUAAAAUUAGGCUUUUUGUUUCACAAUGGCAAAAGAUUCCUUUCCAUUUCUGAAGUGGAGCAAUAUGUAAAGAUAUGUGAAAAAAGGAAAAUAAUAACCAAGAAUGCAAGUUGCAAAAGAGUGAUGACAUUAUGUGUUGGACCCUGCACACGACAGACACAAUAACAUGUUUUUUAGACGAUAAAUUGUCCCAGAUAUUAUUGCGAUAAACGAUUAUAUUGUUGUUUUAUAGAUAAUAAAGAAAAUAUUGAUAAC